Molecule: messenger RNA, 1490 nt
Organism: Didymella exigua CBS 183.55
Lineage: Eukaryota; Fungi; Ascomycota; Dothideomycetes; Pleosporales; Didymellaceae
Exons: 3
Coding region: 17-1126 (369 amino acids)
Biological process (GO): lipid storage
Cellular component (GO): lipid droplet
Molecular function (GO): lipase activity
Source: RefSeq, a predicted model, not a curated record
CAAACACAAUUGCAAAAUGUCAAACACGCCAGCAUCAAAAAUCUACCUGCGUCCGCAUCAUGAACCGGGGAGGAAACAGGCAACCCGGAUAUAUAUCAUCUACUUUGUUACUGGAAACCCUGGCCUCAUCGAGUACUACCGGACGUUCCUGACACAUCUGUAUGGAUUGUUGACACGCGAUACUGCGUCAAACAGAGAUGUCGAGUUCCAAGUGUAUGGUCGCUCGCUAUCCGGGUUCGAGAUGAAGACUCACGAGAUCAACUCAAUGAAAUGGCACAAGCUCCCUCCUUAUGGUCUCCAGGACCAGAUCCGGCACGCAGAGGAUGAGCUCACUGAUCUUGUUGAAGAUGUUUCGGAUGACGGACACCGGGAUGUAAGAGUUAUCGUCAUGGGUCACUCUGUUGGAAGCUACAUCGCUAUUGAAAUCAUCCGGAGAUUGCGUGCGCAUGGUCUGGUUGGUGAGGACUAUGCGACAAGAAUCGUCGGUGGCGUCGCACUGUUCCCUACUGUCUUGGAGAUCGUGAGAAGUGAGAGUGGCCAGAAAGCUGCUCCGUUCCUGAAGAACCCUAACUUCGCCUUCUUCGCAUCCGUGCUCGCCAACCUGCUGACCCUCCUCGUUCCACUCUCGCUACUGGCGACACUGAUCAAGUCCAUCAUGGGCUUCCCAGACGAUGCAGCACACACCACAGCCUCCUUCGUCAAAUCUCCCCACGGCAUCCAGCAAGCGCUGCACAUGGCCCGUGACGAGAUGUUCCAGAUUGAUACCGAUUUCUGGGAUGACGAGAUCUGGGGUGCGGCACAACCAUCAGAGCACAAGCAUGAGCGCGCACACCUGCGCUUCCUGUUCGCCAAGAAGGACCACUGGGUUGCAGACGAGACAAGAGACAAGCUCAUUCAGACCAGAGGACGUCAAGCAGCGCAGGGCGUUCAGGAAGUUGACGGCUUUGGCGAGAACUGGAAGCCAAUCAUGGAGGUCGAUGAGAGGGAAGGGUUCCCGCAUGGUUUCUGCCUGCGUCAUGGUGUGCCUGUUGCGGAAAAGGCUGCACAGUACGUGAGGGAUAUUGUCUCGAAGGAUACUGGUGUAUUUGAGAAGAAGCAAGAAGAUGAGCAGGGCUGGACUUGGUAGUUGGCAGCAGCGGAAGUGUCACUGGCAUUGGCAACAUAGACAUAGACAAGCGAUGAGGCCACUUACCCGCUCGAUGUAGAGGCAGUUACGAUCUAGUGUUGCUUGUUCCAGUCCACCGGCCUCUCUUCAACGUUGGUGACUUGUUCAUGUUCUUCGCUAGUGACUUCCUGUGAUUUCUUGUCCAGCCAUUGCACAGCAGCAGUGCAAGCAAAGAAUGCAAACACAACUACUAUCAUCGUGAUGUAUCCUUUCUGCCAAUAUGGUGCGUCUGUCGCAGGGUACAGCGCAAUCCCCCAAAACGUGUAGAGAAUCGACUGCACCAUGCUCAUGACAUAAAGAAUGACUGAGCGCGAAGCAUCGUCCC